Messenger RNA from Diabrotica virgifera virgifera (western corn rootworm), 803 nucleotides. RefSeq lists its product as uncharacterized. Gene Ontology annotation, molecular function: odorant binding. The transcript has 6 exons. Bases 231 to 671 code for a protein of 146 amino acids. The record is from RefSeq and is a predicted model, not a curated record. NCBI's taxonomy places the organism in Eukaryota, Metazoa, Arthropoda, Insecta, Coleoptera, Chrysomelidae.
CUUAAAUUGUCUAUUUGUAUGAUGAUUCUAUUAUUUUUUUCACUUUAGUGUUUAGUUUAGAUGUAAGCACUCCUCUUUCAGUUUUUCAACUUAUUGGCUGUAAUUGUUCUCAGUGUUUUCUCCAGUUAUAAUCUUCAUACUUUUAACAAGUAAAUUCUUUAGCUCCAUUAAAGUGGUCGAAAGGAAAAUUUUAUAUGUAUUAUAAGAUAUUAUAAUUAGGCCUAGACAACAUGAAAGCUGCUCUUGUAGUACUUCUUUUUGUGUUUAGUUCCGUUAAUUGCAACUUUGAACUAAGGCACCUAGAGGGAAUGAACGACUUGCAUACACUUUGUAAAUUGUAUUCAGGAACAACUGAACAGCUCAUUGAAGGUGUUAAAAAAGGACAGUUUCCUGAUAAUGAACCAUCAAUACAGCGAUAUAAUUUCUGCCUAUGGGGCCAAGCAGGAGAGUUGGAUUCAAAUUAUAGGAUAAUUGUACCAAAAUUGAUGACGUACUUGACUGGUAUUGAAAAACAGUAUGCUGUGCACUAUAUUAAAUGUAAUGAAAUGGCUCUCGGUUUGGCUAAUAAGGAUCCUGUACAGAAAAUAUGGGAAAUGGAGAAGUGUGCCAACAAAAGAAUCAAGGAUAAUAAAGUAAAAAAUGAUUACCCUUUCGCUUUUGAUACUGUUUAACCUUCCAGCGGACGCAGUGCCGGAUUUAGGGUAUUUGCGGCCCUAGGCCAAAUUACCCCGAGCGGCCCCCGAUAACUUCACGAUUAUGUAAUUAAAGCAUAAAGACUUAAUAAUAAUUACAAUUAAAACGUU